Molecule: messenger RNA, 857 nt
Organism: Mytilinidion resinicola
Lineage: Eukaryota; Fungi; Ascomycota; Dothideomycetes; Mytilinidiales; Mytilinidiaceae
Exons: 3
Source: RefSeq, a predicted model, not a curated record
UUUGCCUGGAAGGACGCCACGGUGGUUCUAUUCCUGUCUACAAUUCAUAAUAGUCAAAACUACAUCGCAAAGCUACGAAAACAACCCUCUACAAUAUCCACAGGCUACAGGCAAACAGCGAAGGUGUUCGGCGAUAAGGCUAGGAAGGAAUUAGAUAUACCAGACUUCAUAGAGGAGUACAAUCUCUUCAUGUGCGGCGUCGACGUGGCCGACCAAUUAAGGUCCUACUACAACACCGAGAGGACUUAUAGGAAAACGUGGAAGCCUCUAUUCUCUUUCCUAUUAGAUAUAGUAGUUGGCAAUUGUUACCAGCUGUCCACCUACAGGAUAGUGGGUGAGCGAACUCUACGCCAACAUUCGCAUGCCCAAUUCCGCCGCAACCUACGCGAUGCCCUCCUCUAUAACUCUAUUUGUGUUCGCAAGCAAUAUACACAGCCGGUUAAGGAGCAUAAGCUAGCUAAGGUGUUUAAAAAACAACACUUCUGUGCUGCCUGCAAGGAGGCAAGGCGUACUACUACAACACCACACUAUGGGGCUCGGAAGCCACUUGCGAAUCUAUCUAUUAACACUACAAGAAAGGAAAGAGGCGAUAGUCAUGGCUGGAAGCGUCGUAUAAGGACGCCUCGGACGAAUUAUGGUUGUACAGUUUAUAUGAUUGCAUUCUGUACAGGUUUACAGUGUUGGAGUGAACAUCUAGCAAAGCUCAACUCCAUAGAAUAGGCCUGUAUAGCUAUCUACAAGCAAUUCGAAUAGCCUCAGGUUAUUGUAAUUCUCAUCACGGAGGAAGGAAUUAGAGCCUCUUAUUGGCCGCAGCCUUAUCGAUAACGUAGGACCCAUUUCAACGGGUUAAGGGAUAG